This is a messenger RNA of Lasiosphaeria miniovina, 2161 nucleotides long. RefSeq names its product major facilitator superfamily transporter. Bases 215 to 2062 code for a protein of 615 amino acids. Gene Ontology annotation, molecular function: transmembrane transporter activity. Gene Ontology annotation, biological process: transmembrane transport. Lineage: Eukaryota; Fungi; Ascomycota; Sordariomycetes; Sordariales; Lasiosphaeriaceae. Gene Ontology annotation, cellular component: plasma membrane. The record is from RefSeq and is a predicted model, not a curated record. The transcript has 5 exons.
GAGGAGGGCUGCCAGUGGAGAAGGAGCACAGAGAGCAGACGAGCGUACGGAACGGUAUCGGGGCUGGCUAGCUGGCUUUCCGGUCCGUCACGUUUGUAAUUCCGCAUCGGCCUCCCCUCCCCCCCGACCUUUCCUUUUGUCGCCAGAGACUUGUCGCUCGUUUGCCAGUCCUCCUCGGACGCUGAAGAAAAAAAAAGAAAAGAAGCACGGCGGCAUGGCGGCUUCUCUUGACCCGGCACUCUCGCCUGCCAGCUCCGACGACGUGUCGAGCAAGAGAGGAGACAGCUCCUUAGGGCUGCACGAAAAGACGGCCGUAAUAGCCAAAGAAACCAGGACGCAGACGCCCAGCCUCUUGGGUGGUAGCGAAGCCGGGUCCGACGACUCGGAUCCGCUGGAGCCGCUCGAGCACGGCUUGGCCCGCGACCUCGAGAUCGAGGCCGGCUAUGCUGCCCGCCGCGAAUCGCUCACGUCGUCGCUCGCCCACACCAGGACAAGGACCAGCGUCAAUAGCGCCGCCUCGCGGCUCCCCGACUUCGAGGUCGUCUUCGGCCCCGAUGACCCCGACAACCCCCGCAACUGGCCUCUGUGGUACAAGGCUUGGGUCAUCUUCGGCGUCUCCUUCUCUACCUGGGUCGUUGUGCUCUAUAGUACCAGCUACACGGCCACCAUCCCCGGCGUCAUGGACGAGUUCCACGUCGACAGCCAGGCCGUCGCAACCCUCGGCCUGACUACCUAUCUUCUCGGCCUGGCCGCCGGCACCGUCGUUGUCGCCCCCAUGAGCGAGCUCUAUGGCCGCCGCCCCGUCUACCUCGUCUGCCUGUUCAUAUUCACGCUCCUGAUCAUCCCCUGCGGCCUGGCCACAUCGCUCUCCGAGCUUAUCGUCGUCAGGUUCUUUGGCGCCUUGUUUGGGGCCGCCAUGGUAUCAAACAGCCCGGGCACUGUUGUAGACAUAGCCGACCAUGAGUACAUUGCACUGUGCAUGUCGCUGUGGUCCAUCGCUCCCCUGAAUGGUCCUGUGACGGGACCUUUAAUAGGGGGCUUUGUUUACCAGUACCUUGGCUGGCGGUGGGCUAACUGGAUCGCACUGAUUUUGGGCGGUGCGUCUUUUUGCAUCAUGGUGCUAGCCAAGGAGACCUAUGCCCCAGUCAUCCUACAGAAACGGGCGGCGAAGAAGCGCAAGGAGGAGAAUGACGAGCGCUGGUGGUGUCGCUACGAUGAGAAGAGGUCCACCCUCGACCUCCUCAAGGUCAACAUGAGCCGCCCCUUUGUGCUCGCCGUGACAGAGCCGAUCCUGAUAUGCUUCAAUGUUUGGAUAACGGUCAUAUACUCAAUAUUGUAUCUGUGUUUCGUAGCCUACCCCAUCGUUUUCGUAGAGCACCGUGGCUGGGCGCCUGGCAUAUCCGGGCUCGCCUUCAUCGGCAUCGGCAUCGGCACCAUGCUGGCCAUUGUGCUCGAACCCGUCUGGCGGCGCAUGAUCAACUCGAACGAGAAGGAUCCCGAGACGGGCAAGGUGUUUCCCGAGGCCAUGGGCGCCGUCAUGAGCAUUGGCGGCAUCCUCGUCCCGGUUGGUCAGCUCGUCUUCUCCUGGACAUGCCUGCCAACGUCGAUACACUGGGCCAUCCCAAUCGCAUUCGGCAUCCCCUUCGGCAUGGGGAACACGCUCGUCUUUAUCUACUCGAGCAACUACCUGGCCGGGUCGUACGGGCUCUACGCGGCCUCUGCCCUCGCCGGCAAUACCGUCAUGCGCUCCGUCUUCGGCGCCACCAUCCCCCUCGCCGGCAAGGCCAUGUAUGACGCCAUGACGCCGCAGUGGGCAGGCACUCUGCUGGGACUACUCGAGGCCAUCCUAAUCCCAAUCCCCUUUAUAUUCUCACGCUAUGGUGCCCGCAUCCGCGCCAAGAGCAGGAUCAUCCAGCAGAUGCGGCGCGAUCAGGAGCGCAACCAGAGCAAGCGCGCCAGACAGCUGGCCCGCGCCGCGCGGAGGGCCGCCGCCGAGGACCCCGAGGGCGAUGGCGAUCCCGAGAAGAGCCUGGGCGGGAAGACAGAAGUUGUCGGUUUAUAAUGUGGCUAAAACUUUAAUAGAACCCGGAGCACGUGGGCAUAUAGGCACAUAGCUCUAGGCCUGUUUCCUUUGGGUUGUGGGCGGAAACAGUUCGAUGUU